This is a messenger RNA of Rana temporaria (common frog), 1697 nucleotides long. It is a transcript of the gene TMBIM1, whose product is annotated as transmembrane BAX inhibitor motif containing 1. The transcript is spliced from 12 exons. Gene Ontology annotation, cellular component: membrane; Golgi apparatus; endoplasmic reticulum. Bases 191 to 1192 code for a protein of 333 amino acids. The record is from RefSeq and is a predicted model, not a curated record. Lineage: Eukaryota; Metazoa; Chordata; Amphibia; Anura; Ranidae. Gene Ontology annotation, biological process: negative regulation of apoptotic signaling pathway.
UGCCAUGCAGCCAUUUGCCUGACAUUUAGAGUUGAGGAAGGGAGUGUAAAGAAAGUCUUGAAAAAUUCACAGCCAACACCUAAAGCCAGACUUGUGAAGCAACCAGACCAGAAAUCCACAGAGAAGAGGCAGAGGAGGGAGAAGACAGCUCAGGUCAUAAAAGAGAAUCUGGUGCAGAAAUCUGUCCACCAUGUCCUAUCCGAAUGCACCACCGCCAUAUGAUGACCGAGAUCCACUGCAUAACCCAGCGUACCCUCCACCUGGUGGAUAUCCGGCCCCAGGGGGCUAUCCACCCCCCUAUGGGGCACCUGGAGGGUAUUACCCACAACCAGGUGGCUACCCACCACCUGGGGGCUACCCACAACCUGGGGGCUACCCAGAACCCGGGCACUACCCAGAACCCGGGCACAAUGAGCCUCCAAAACCUGUGAUGCCGAUGCUACCAAAUAUUCCACUUCACCCAGGUGCCACUGACCCCAAUAUUUACAGGACGGGGGAAGAGGGGGAGGGGCAGUUCGGCUCUUGGGAUGACAAGGCCGUCCGACACGCUUUCAUACGCAGGGUCUACGCCAUCAUAUCCGUCCAGUUACUGGUCACUGUCGGCAUUGUGGCGAUCUUCACAUUUGUGAUACCGCUGAAGAGCUUUGUGCAACGCAAUCCUGCAGUCUACUAUGCUUCAUACGGUGUGUUCUUUGUCACCUACAUAGUCCUGGCCUGCUGUGAGGGACCCAGGAGGCGCUUCCCCUGGAAUAUAAUUCUUCUGGCUAUAUUUACUUUGGCCAUGUCCUUCAUGACUGGGACGAUUGCCAGUUUUUACAGCACACAAGCGGUACUCAUCACCCUGGCCAUCACCGCCAUCGUCGCCAUCGUUGUGACCGUUUUCUGUUUCCAGACCAAGGUGGACUUCACCUCCUGCGCAGGACUCUUCGCCGUCCUGGGGAUAGUCCUCUUUGUUACGGGGAUUGUGACAGCCGUCGUCCUGGCAUUUAAAUACAUAAAAUGGCUGCACAUGCUGUACGCUGCGAUUGCCGCCAUCGUUUUCACUCUGUUCCUCGCAUUCGACACUCAGCUGGUGAUCGGAAACCGCAAACACUCCAUCAGCCCCGAGGAAUACGUCUACGGCGCCAUGAAGAUUUACACCGACAUCGUUUACAUUUUUAUCAAUCUGCUGCAGCUCGUCGGCAGCAAGUAAGGACAACAAGUCUGAGCGAGAGUGCGGCCAUUUUGUUCUUGAAAAGGAGGUCCUACUUUUGCCCCUUUUUUUUUCCAAGUGACUCCAGAUUUCCCAUUUUUUUUUAUGAGCCCAAAAUCCGCAAACACCGCGAGCCGGAGGACUGAGCACGAUUGGAGCGAAUGUUACAUUUAAUUUGUAUCCUUGUUUAUUCGCUGUUAUCUUUAUUUAGUCGUUGCCUUUUUUUAAACGUAUUGUCUUCACCAAAGAAGAGAAGAUUGGUACCCUGUAGAAGCUUUGCACUGUUAUGCUAUAAUAAAUGGCUGCAGGGUGCACUGGCACUACCAAUUAUGUUGCAAAAAAAUCCCUUUAUGCUUUACAGAAGCACAGGCGCCGUUGGUCGCCAAUUGUGCGUCAUUUAAUUUUUCAAACGCAACUUAAGAGCUCCUCGUAGCAUCUGACAUACAUUCAGUACAGGUUCUGUUAAUUUGUGCACAUUUAAUUAAAGUUUGAAUCUUUUAAGAAA